AAAUAAAGACCAUCCCAGUGAGCGAAGCAAGCAAGCAGCCCUUGAGAGAGUGUGUGUGUUCGCGCGCAGACCGAGCAUGGUUAGCGGUAAUUUGGGCUUCUGCACAUGAUGACCUUCCUCAUCAUCUUCCUCGCUGAGCAUGGCGGAGUCAGAUGGUGUGGAGUUCUUUGCGAAUCGAGCUCAAAGCAGCAUGGCUGACAACAAGAAUAGCGUGCUUCGUUGUACUUUCUCAGCCCCCAGCCACAGCAGCACUCUCCUGAGGGGCUUGUCUGCAUUGCGUGAUCAAGGUCAGUUGCUGGAUGUGGUUCUGGCCAUUGACAACGAGCGCUUCGAGGUUCACAAAGCGGUUUUAGCCUCCUGCAGUGACUACUUCAGAGCCAUGUUCACUGGUGGAAUGAAGGAGUCGAACCAGAACACCAUAGAGCUAAUAGGUCUUUCGGCUAGAGGACUGAAGCACAUCAUUGAUUUCGCCUACAGUUCUGAAGUCACCCUGGACUUGGACUGCAUACAGGAUGUUCUCGGUGCAGCUGUCUUUCUGCAGAUGGUGCCUGUGGUGGAGCUUUGUGAGGAAUUUCUCAAAUCUGCCAUGAGUGUCGAGACUUGUUUAAACAUCGGGCAAAUGGCCACCACUUUCAGUCUCUCAUCUCUCAAACAGUCAGUCGAUGCGUACACGUUCCGUCACUUUCUGCAAAUCGCUCAGGAGGACGACUUCCUUCACAUUCCAAUGGAACGACUGACUUUCUUUCUUCAGAGCAACAAGUUAAAGAACUGUAGCGAGAUUGACUUGUUCCAUGCGGCAAUCCGCUGGCUACAGCAUGAUGCUUCAAGACGAACUGUGGCCAGCGAAGUGCUCUGCCAUGUGCGCUUCCCAUUGAUGCGAUCGUCCGAGCUUGUGGACAGUGUCCAAAUUGUCGACAUCAUGGUGGAAGAUGUACAAUGUCGACACUUUCUCCUAGAGGCCUUCAAUUAUCAGAUACUUCCAUUCCGACAACAUGAAAUGCAAUCACCGCGAACUUCCAUUCGCUCAGACAUCACAUCGCUAAUUACUUUCGGCGGGACACCUUACACGGACAACGACCGUACAGUCAGCAGCAAAGUUUAUUUUCUUCCCGACAUCACAGUUCGACAAUUCAAAGAGUUGACCGAAAUGGAGAUGGGAUGCAGCCAUGCCUGCGUAUCGGUUCUUGACAAUUUUGUGUAUGUGGUGGGUGGGCAGCAUUUGCAGUAUCGUAGUGGAGAAGGUGCAGUUGACAUCUGCUUCCGCUACGACCCGCAUCUAAACCAAUGGCUUCGGAUUCAACCCAUGCAGGAGAGCCGCAUUCAGUUUCAACUCAACGUACUUGAUGGUCAACUUUACGCUACUGGGGGGCGCAACAGGUCUGGCAGCUUAUCAUCUGUUGAAUGCUAUUGUCCAAAGAAGAAUGAAUGGACUAAUGUGGACUCCCUAAAGAGGAGGAUCUGGGGUCACGCCGGAGCCACCUGCGGAGACAAGCUUUACAUCUCUGGAGGUUAUGGAGUGUCUGUGGAAGAUAAGAAGACUCUCCAUUGCUAUGAUUCAGCCUUGGAUCAGUGGGAUUUCAAGUGUCCCAUGAAUGAACCUAGAGUUCUGCAUGCUAUGAUCAGCGCUAACAAUCGUAUUUACGCUCUCGGUGGCAGAAUGGAUCAUGUAGACCGUUGCUUUGAUGUUCUUGCUGUAGAGUAUUACAUUCCAGAGACAGACCAAUGGACAACUGUCAGUCCGAUGCGUGCUGGUCAGUCAGAGGCUGGCUGCUGUUUGCUGGACAAAAAGAUCUAUAUCGUUGGAGGAUACAACUGGCAUCUUAAUAACGUCACAAGUAUUGUGCAGGUUUAUAAUACUGAGACGGAUGAGUGGGAAAGAGAUCUUCAUUUUCCAGAAUCUUUUGCAGGAAUAGCUUGUACGCCCAUAAUACUACCCCAAACAACCACUCAGCGCUGAGCACAAAAUCUUUCACGAUUGCUGUUUUAAGCUCAAGUUACAAGUGCCCACCUGGACAGCAUAAGUAAUGGAAUAAAUGUCUAUUCAUCAUUAAAAAAUAGACAGCGUAAUGUCUUCA
This is a messenger RNA of Danio rerio (zebrafish), 2075 nucleotides long. RefSeq names its product kelch-like family member 26 (gene klhl26). The record is from RefSeq and is marked provisional. NCBI's taxonomy places the organism in Eukaryota, Metazoa, Chordata, Actinopteri, Cypriniformes, Danionidae.